GACUUCUCUUGUUUCAUUACCUCUAGAAGUUUAUAAAUUUUCACACAAAAAUCAGUUACGAAUUAAGUAAAUUAAUUAAGUAAUAAUUUUUAAUACAAAAUGGCUAAAAUUUUUGAACGAAUAAUGAAAAUUGCCAAGAAGAAAUUUGGCUUAAGUAAAAAAUCCAAAGUCAUCUCAGUAGAUUGUGGAUCCCAAACAAAUACAAUAGCAGAAGAAAUGGUCGCUCCAAUAAAAUCUGUUACAGAAAUAAAUAUUUUAGAGUCACAGAUUAAGGAAGUAGAAGACAUAGCAGUUCAGACGUCUAUAUUAACCUUUGACAAACUUACUCAGACAAAUAAUAAACUUAUGUAUAAUUUGUCUGAGACACAAACAAAAAUGUUGUUUAAUUCGUUAAGUUGUGAAACACAAACUGACGUCUCAAUAGAAAAUCGUAUUUUAAAUAUAAAAUCUUUGGACGAGCCUCAUAAUUCAAAUUCAAAAUUAAUAAAUUAUAUGCACACUGGUUCUCAGUGUUGCCUCUUAUCUACUAAAAAUGAGCCUCUUUUAAAAGUUAAUGAAUUUAGAGAGCAUGAUUUGCAGUCAUGUACUUUGUCGCCUUUAGAAGCAUCUAUUAAAGUUAAUAAUUGCGUUGAGGAUGGAAUUAAUCCUUCAACGACACUCAAUGACACUAAAGAAAAGAUUGAACCAUGUGUCACAAAAAGUCAAAUAACAGCUGAACUUGAUGCGACAUAUGAUUUGUCAAUUGCUGAAGUGGAAUUUAAUAAAAAAUACUCGAAUGAAGUUGUAGUCAACAAACAAAACGUAAAUCAGGUUGAAAAUCGUCUACAAUUCUAUACUCUUGAUAAUGUUCCUAAGCUUCAAUUAAGAAAUAAUUAUGUAUAUAGCAUGAGAGUGCUGUAUUGUCAAACAGAUUAUAUUUGCAUGACAAAAGUAAAAAAUGAACAAAAAAUACGAUUUAUGGAAAAUAAUAUGAAUGAACAUUAUAAGCAGACACAAGGGCGUAAUUUUAAACCACGACAUGAUGAACUUUGUGCUAUUAAAUAUAGUAUUUCAGUGAAAAUUGUAUUCUAUCAAACAGCAAUUAACGCAAAAGUGACAUUAAAUUGGCAGUUUAUUGGAUAAGUGAAAAAAGUAUAGAAACUAUUCUUAUUGAUCGAAUUUAACCCCAAUGUGGUGCGAGAAGAGGUUAAGUUUGAAGGUUUGAAUUUUCAUGAUACUUAAAAAAAAAUUCGGAAGUACUCUUUGAAUUUUUGAACCACCUUAAUAUACAGGUGAAACAGAUUUAACUGUUGAUUCUAAAAAAAUAAUUUUUAUUAAUACAUUUUUUCAACAUUUCAAAAGAAUAGUUUUUAGCUCAUUAUUUGCAAGAACUAUUAAUGUGGCGACAACUAUUCAACGUGGUCACAUCAAAAUUUCAGUUUUACGAUUCAAUAGUUGUAACACAACUACCGUCUCUCAUCCCACAGGUCGCACUAUGUCAGGUGACAAGAACCAUAUCACCAAUUAGUGUUGUUGUGACAUGUUUUGUUAUAAAUUAUAUGAAAAUAAAUUCCAUUUUUAAGUUAAAAAUCUUCGUUUUCCUUGAUUUCUCCUUUCAAUGUUAUAAAACUAAAAAGUAUAACAUAUUGUUUAUUAAAGUCGAACCAGUAAGAGACGAGAAUUUCCAUGGACAAACGUGAAAUAAACACACACUAUCACAUAACCAAUAUCUUCUCAGCGUCGCAUCGAAACUAAAAUAUUUUAAACACUCAUUUUUCAUCUCUCUGGCUACCUCAACCCAAUUUGACAAUAGUACCACAAUCAACGCAAGUAAUUAAAUAAUCAAAUCGCACAAAAAGUGAACAGUCUUCAAGGCUCAAGUGAAUAUAUGAAUCAUGACAUGAAGUUGGCAGUGUUUUUUAAAUAAAAUUGAAAUAAAUUACAAAUUAUUUAAAAAUGACUUAAUGUAAACAUAUUUACUGGAAGUCGUCGCCACUCCAAGAAUACUUCAAUCUAAUGUUAAAGAAGCUUUUCAAUUAAUUUGUCUUUAAAACUGAAUAAAGAGGACUGUUAUCUGUUAUUUUUUCUUAUAUUCACUUGUAUUAUUGUUCUAUAUCCUUGGA
This is a messenger RNA of Daktulosphaira vitifoliae (grape phylloxera), 2102 nucleotides long. RefSeq lists its product as uncharacterized. The coding region runs from base 100 to 1122 and encodes 340 amino acids. NCBI's taxonomy places the organism in Eukaryota, Metazoa, Arthropoda, Insecta, Hemiptera, Phylloxeridae. The transcript has 9 exons. The record is from RefSeq and is a predicted model, not a curated record.